Molecule: messenger RNA, 415 nt
Organism: Paramecium octaurelia
Lineage: Eukaryota; Ciliophora; Oligohymenophorea; Peniculida; Parameciidae
Source: the annotation of a GenBank genome assembly
AUGUUAGAGCAUAGCGAGCUGGUUAUUUAUUCUCCUCAAAACGUAAUUGAAGAAGCACAAGCAACAGCUGCUAUGGUCAAAAUCGUAGCUCAAAGACAUUAAUAAUUUUUGGACGCUCAGUUGGCAAGCAACCUCGACGUGUAUUUAUUCAAUAUUGCACAGAAGAUGCCAGAAAAGUACUACAUGUAGUCAAGGUGACUAAGAUGCUCAGAAAUCUAACCAAAUAAGAUAGCACAAACAGUGCAGACACUAUUAAAUGAAUCCUAGUAGUUAUGUUUUCAAAAAAUCUCAGACACAAUAAAUUAAUCAAGUCCAACAGAAUGAUUUAAACAUAUUUCAAUUCAGCCAACAAUAAGCAAUAAUCACUAAAUUAUUUUUCACAGCAGGCCAUAUGUUAACAUCUAAAUAGACAUGA